Molecule: messenger RNA, 4958 nt
Organism: Cotesia glomerata
Lineage: Eukaryota; Metazoa; Arthropoda; Insecta; Hymenoptera; Braconidae
Product: probable WRKY transcription factor protein 1
Exons: 10
Coding region: 108-4847 (1579 amino acids)
Source: RefSeq, a predicted model, not a curated record
ACAUAAUUGUCGCCUCAAUAGCUUGAAUUAAUAACAAUUAAAAGUUUAAUAAUUGUUACUGUUUAAAAAACAAAAUAAAAAUAUAAAUAUAAUAAAAAAAGAAAAAGAUGCCGUUUGUUGUACGUAAAAUAGAGCCACGGUACAUUGGACGUGGGCACGUACCGCAAGACAAUUCUUGCGUAGAAAUAUGGCCUGUUGGUGCGGAGCUUGAGGCAAUUAUAAAUGGUGCCCUUGCAUGUACUCUAAAACAACUAGCUUCGUUGUUAACAAAUGCUCAAGAUAUUUUUCAAGGGCUCAAUGAUGAAUUGGGUGAUGUUGCCAAUAGAAGUGGAAUUUUACGCCAAAGAAUUCAUCAACUUGAUAAUCAAUUAUCAACUAUUGAUCCGAAAAAAAUACCUGUCCCGGAAUCGGAUAUCAGCAGCUUUGCGUCAAGAAAAAAACACUUUAAAUCAUUACAAAAACCAUCUACUGGACUGUUUUCUGAAACAACCAGACCAGCAGCAUUGAAAAAAUUAUAUCAACAGGCUAGUGUUAUUGCCGUACGUAAUUUGGAUUAUUUAAAAAUAAAUCACAAUGGGAAUGAUACUACUGCUGUUGAGAUGUUUUUGUGUACUCCAAUUCUCGGUAAAAGAAGAAGAGAUCAAAGUUUAGAUAUUGAAUCUCGAGUUCCAGCGAUAUUUGACGACUUGAGAAGAUGGACUUCCAGUGAAGCUUUGGGAGAUAUAACAGUUCCACCAGAUUGUAUGUCUAGAAUUAUUCAAUCCAAUGAUAGUGAUUUUACUGGUGAUGAUGCCGUUGAUCAUAAAUUACCAAGUCCUGAAGAACAAGUUCAAGUGAUUGCAUUAAAAUUCCCAGCGGAAAUAGUUGCUGUUGAUAUUAGUGGAAAAGGAUUUGCUCGGAUGUCAAUGCGAAAAAAAUUAACAAUGGCUCAAAUAACAUCUGAAUUAAAUUUUGAUAAUGAUACAACCGUAAAACGACGAUCAAAAGUUCGACACAACACUAGUAGAUCAAAGAAUAAACGUAGAAAUACAAUUGCUGGAACAGAUGGUAAAGAAAUAAAACAAAAUAUUAUUCAAGAACCAUCUACAACAAAAACAGAUAAUGAUGAGGAUGAUAAUAUUAAAGAAACAAUUUAUAAAUCUAAAUCAACUAAAAAUCGUUGUGUUAGAUCAAUAAGUACAGAUAUAUUACAAGAACGUGAUACAGAAUUAACAAAAUGGAAUUUUGAUGCAUUUAAAGCUUGGGGUAGAUCAAGAUUACGAUCUAUGCGUCGGCAAUCCUCAGAUAUUGAUAAAAAUAUAAAAUCUACCGGUAAUUUUGGUAGUGCUGCUGAUAAUAGUAAUAAUAAUAACAAUAAUAAUAAUGCUAAUAAUACUCGUGAGGAUCCUAUACAUUCAAGUUCUGGUAAUUGGAGUGCAUCUUCUGAAAGUGGACGAACUAGCAGUAUUGGAAGUGAAAUAAUUUCAUCUAAUUUACCUGGAAGAUCAUCAUCCUCAUCAUCAUCAUCAAAAUUAUUGUCACACAAUCAUGGACGUAGAUUAAAAGGUCGUGAUACUCCAACAUCAUCAUCAGUAACAUCAGAAGCCAGUACAUUGACACCAGAUAUUAUUCAAGAUAUAAUUACCACCUAUCCCGGUGAUGAUUUUGAAACAGAAGGUGAAACUUGUUCUAUUUAUUCUUGUGAUACUGAAGGAUAUUAUACGUCAUUUCACAUGGAUUCUGGACUAAAAACAUUACGUGAAGAAGAACUUGCAGCAGCUAAUGCUAAUAUUAAUAAUAGCUUUAACAACGCUACCCACAAUUAUAAUACUACUACUACUACCACUACUGAUACUAAUGCUAUAAAAACAACAACAACAACAGCAGAUAUUGUCACUUUUAGUAAUCAAAAUUAUAAUCAAUUGUCAUGCAAUAAUCAAAAUGGAUUUGUUGAAAAUGAGUAUGAAUUAUUUGGACGUGGUUCAACGUCUACAACUACCAGCUCUGCUGGUACUGUUUGUACAACUUUAAUGGCUGGUGCUCCUCCUGUUCCACCUGAAAGAAAAUCCAGCUUGACUGUUGUUGCUAUGGUUCACGGACAAAAUGGUGGAGGUAAUUCACCAGACAGCGGACAUAAUACAUGCUCAUCUCCAGUAGAAUCUGCUUCUGCUUCAAGUCCAGCUUGUUAUACAGCGCGCUCCUGCUCUGAAUUAGAAUACUCUGAAUCAAGUGAUCUUGAAGGUUAUGAUAGAAUAGAACGUCUACGUAAUAAAACAGCAAUAAGCACAAACCGUAUUCCGUCCAUGUGUGUAAUAACUCCAUCUGGUUCAGAUGACGAACAAGCUCAAUCACAACAACAGCAGCAGCAACAACAACAUCCGGAUUUAAAUAAAAUAUUACAAUUACAUAAUACUAAUUCAAUAUCAUAUGAUGAAUUAGUAAAUACAAGUGUAGUUGGUGUUGGAAAUAAAAUAAAAACUUGUCAAGAUUCUGGCGACUAUGUUACCAUAGCCGAUUUUAGAAAUAAUAAAGACAGGUAUCGUCAAAAAAAUAUUACUCAAGUUUAUGCUAAUAUUGAGAGUAAAAAAUAUUCAUUAAAACAACAACAACAAUCACCAAAAAAAUCAAAAUUAUUACAAGAUGAAUUUGAAUCUGCCGAGUAUGUUAGUCUUAGCGAUUUACCAAAAAAAUCAGACUGCUCGUUAGAAAGAAAAAGACGCCAAGGCGCUAGAGUUGUUUUAGAUUAUCAAGGAAAAGUUAUUUAUUCAUCAGAUAGUCUUAAAAGACGAAAGGAAUCACAUACUACAUUUAAUCCAGGUCCAUUCAUUAAAGAAUCAUCGCCAAUAGUUGCCGCUACUAAUCGAAAUGACAAAUCCCAUACUGUAUCACCAAGAGGUAUAAUUAAACCUCGAGCUUUUGUAAAUUUGGCUCAUCAGCAUCAACAAAAACAACAACAACAACAACAACAAUCAGAGUCAUCAAUUAUUAAUGAAAAAACAAAAAGGACGGCAACAUCAUUAGCAUCAACAGCAUCAACAGCAACACUAGCAGAGCUUGAGGAAGUUAAAAUUGAGGAGAAAAUUAAGGAGGAAGAUACUAAUUGGAUACACAGUCAAGAUAAAGUUGAUAGCCAUAGAGAAAAAAAAUUACAAGAUGAAAAGAAUAAUAUUAGCACUAUUAAUUAUAAAAAAAAUUUAUCAUUAGCGAAUAAAAAAAGACAAUACAGUGAUGGAUUAUCAUCAGGAGAAAUGUAUCAUAAAUCUGUAGUAGAGCUUGCUACACCAGAUAUAACACGAAAUCUUGGUAAUAAUUUGAUAAAUAAUUCUCAAAUCGAAUUACAAGAUAAUAAAAAUAAAAUUUAUAAUAACAAAAAAUAUGAAAAUAAUCAAAGUCAACGGUAUUUAAUGCCGUUAAAUUUGAAUACCUAUGAUGGUAAUGGUCAAAUUGCAACAUCUUCUCCGGUCUCUCAAAAGUUUAAAGAAAAUCAACCGUCUGAAAAAAUGAAUAUUGAUCGUUUGGAACGUUUGGAACGUUUAGAACGUUUAGAACGUAAAGAUUUUUUAAAUAAUUCAACAUUAUCACCAAUACCGUCUUCUAAUAGUUUUUAUUCUUCAUCAUCAUCGAUUAACAGUUUAGUUAAAAAUAAUAAAACAAUGUCAAAUGAUGAAUUAUUCACAGCUAUAUAUAAAUCUAAACGAAAAUUAAAUAUUAAAAAUGACAGUGAAAUAUCUACUGGAUCAACAUCAGCAAAAACAAUUGAUGAUUCAUUAAUUGAUAUAAGUAAUUAUGUACCUGAUGAUAAUAAUAAAAUAGGUACACGACACAGUUGGAGUCCAGAAUCACAAACUAAUAGUAUAAAAAAACUCGUAUCACCAAGUUGCAUUAAUCAAGAGAUGUCACCAAAAAAUACCAAAACAGCUGCUGCAGCCAUGACACGGCUUGAUUUUAAAAGACUGCUAUUACAACAGAGUACAAAAAAUAGAUCAAGCAGUUUGUCAGCUGCUGAACAAUUAAAAUUAUCAAAUCCAUCAAAUUCAUCAAAUUCAUCAAAUUCAUUAAAAGGAACUGGAAGGCAAGUAAAUUACGGUAUUAAUGAUAAUAAUAAUAAACAAACAACUGCUAAUAGUACAAUAACAAUUAAAAGUUUAAAUACUUUAUCAACACUUGAUCAACGAUAUAAUUCUUCAACUGGAUCGUAUUUGUCACGCGGUCAACAAAAAACAAUUUAUCCAAAUCCAUACCAAAUCAAUAAAUAUGAUUCUAUUAAUUCAUUUAAUUAUCAAAAAUCUAUUUGGAAGUAUCAAAUACCGCGUAGCAAUAUUUUAUCUUGUACAAUUAUUGAAGAUGUUGCUGCUGAAGAAACUGCUGUCAAACAAUUUUUAGAAUCUCCCCCAUCACCUUUAACUUUACCUUCCGCUACUAGCUCUUCCUCAUCAUCAUUCACACCAUCAGCAAUAUUAAUAAAUGAUAGUGAUAAUAACGUUAAUAAAAACAAACAAAUAUAUAAAAAUAAUUUUAAAUCAUCUGAAAAUAAUGAUAUAGAUAAUAUUUUUUCUAAUAAACUUUUUGAAUUUAACAAUUCAAGUAAUAAUGAUGAUAGCAAUAAUUCGAAACUUGUAUCAGCCCACUUUGAAGCUGAAUCAUUGAAAAAGCGUAAUAAUGAAUUGAAAGCUCAAUUUUUAUCAAAUAAUAAACUUGACAAUAAUAUUAUUAUAUUUGAUGAAAAAAAUCAAAUAAAAUCAGGACCAACGAAAGAUACUGCUGAUGUAAUAAUAAUAACACCACCAUCCGUAAUUCUUGAUAAUAUUACUAAUAAUUCUACAGUGUCGAGAAAUACCACUACAUCGGCACUUGAAACAGCAUUAUAAAUUUUAAUUAUUGGAUAAACAACAAAUAAUUGGUUUUUCUUUUCUUUUCAUUUAAUUAUUAAUUUUUUCGAAAAAAAAACCCAACUACUAAUUUAUUAAAAUUUAUUGUCU